UCCUCCUUCCCCAUAUCACAGUCUUCAGAAAAAGAGGAUCUGCAUCUAGAAAUCGGAGCGUCUUUGUUGGUCCUGUGGAGUCCUGCCUGGUUGUUGGAGAGCUGUACCCAGAGAGGCUGGCCUUGGUCGCUGGGAGCCAUCGCACUGACCUCUCCCAGUCGUCUUCCAGAACAACCUGCAGUCUCAGGAGUAGAAGGAGCGCUGGGAUGCUAUAUGCCCAUGCUGUCCCCUAGAGGCAUCUCCAGCAACAGCCUCUGACUCUGGCUGGCCACCAGGAAGAAAGAGAACUGUCCCAAAGCGGUAGGAGAGGGAGAGGAUAACAGCAAUGGGUUUCUUGGUACCUACAGAUGCCCCACUCUAGCCUGCACCCAUCCAUCCCGCGGCCCAGGGGGACCAGGGCCCAGAAGGCAGCCUUGGUCCUGUUGGCCUUCUGCCUGGCAGCCCUUUGGGGGCUGGGGGAGCUACCAGAACACAUUCUCCGAUGGCUGGUGCUCCAUCUGGCCUCUCUGCAGCUGGGACUGCUCUUCAAGGGGGUCUGCCAUCUGACUGAGGAGCUGUGCCACCUCCACUCCAGGUACCAGGGCAGCUACUGGAGGGCUGCGCGGGCUUGCCUGGGCUGCCCCAUUCGCUGCGGGGCUCUGCUGCUGCUGUCCUGCUAUUUCUAUGGCUCCCUCCCAAACACAGCUGGCCUGCCGUUCACUUGGAUGCUUGCCCUCCUGGGCCUCUCGCAGGCACUGAACAUCCUCCUGGAGCUCCAGGGAGUCAAUGACAGAGAAGUGAGCAAGUUGGCAGCAGGUCGGGAAAUCUUGAGGAGGAGGGCUCUGGUUAUCCUUCCUGGAGGCUCCCCACCCCCACCCUGCUGUCUACAGAGUCUAGCCCCAGCUGAGGUCUCUGCGGUCUGUGAAAAAAGGAACUUCAAUGUGGCCCAUGGGCUGGCAUGGUCAUAUUACAUUGGGUACCUGCGGCUGAUCUUGCCAGGGCUCCCAGACCGGAUACGCACGUACAAUCGGCUGCGCACCAACAUGCUACGGGGCGUAGGGAGCCAUCGGCUGCACAUCCUCUUCCCUUUGGACUGUGGGGUGCCUGACGACUUGAGUGUGGCCGACCCCAACAUCCGCUUCCUGUAUGAGCUGCCCCAGCAAAGUGCUGACCGUGCCGGCAUCAAGGGCCGGAUUUACACCAACAGUGUCUAUGAGCUUCUGGAAAACGGGCAACCGGUGGGCAUCUGUGUCCUGGAGUAUGCCACCCCCUUGCAGACCCUUUUUGCCAUGUCACAGGAUGGCCGGGCUGGCUUUAGCCGGGAGGAUCGGCUUGAGCAGGCCAAACUUUUCUGUCGGAUACUUGAAGACAUCCUUGCAGAUGCCCCGGAGUCGCAGAACAACUGCCGCCUCAUUGUCUACCAGGAACCUGCAGAGGGAAGCAGCUUCUCCCUGUCGCAGGAGAUUCUCCGGCACUUGCGGCAGGAGGAAAGGGAGGUCACUGUGGGCAGCCCGGACACCUCGAUUGUACCCAGUUCCUCCACGCUGUCUCAGGAACCCAAGCUCCUCAUCAGUGGCUUGGAACAGCCUCUCCCACUCCGCACAGAUGUCUUCUGAGGCCCAGGGUUAGCUGGUCUGAACCCCCAGUGCUCCCCAAGACUCUGGAUCCUCAAGACUGUGGAUAGAAGGGCUUUCUUCAGCAGCUGAAUGCCCAGCAGAACCACUUCCUCCCACAGGGAGCCUCUCAGAGAAGGUCCCGGAACUUAACCUCUCAAGAUGAAUCCUAUGACCUUGGGCAAGUCAUUUUACCUCCCUGAACCUCAGUGUCCUCACCUAUGAAAUGGGAUUAUAAUCACUGUCCUACCUACCUCACAGGGUUGUCGUGAGGACUAUGAUUGUAUGGAACAUUUUUGUAAACUGUAAAUGCCCAGGAAACUUAA
Molecule: messenger RNA, 1918 nt
Organism: Ailuropoda melanoleuca (giant panda)
Lineage: Eukaryota; Metazoa; Chordata; Mammalia; Carnivora; Ursidae
Gene: STING1
Product: stimulator of interferon response cGAMP interactor 1
Exons: 8
Coding region: 348-1595 (415 amino acids)
Biological process (GO): positive regulation of type I interferon production; positive regulation of macroautophagy; reticulophagy
Cellular component (GO): autophagosome; endoplasmic reticulum membrane
Molecular function (GO): cyclic-di-GMP binding; 2',3'-cyclic GMP-AMP binding
Source: RefSeq, a predicted model, not a curated record